Molecule: messenger RNA, 4956 nt
Organism: Mya arenaria
Lineage: Eukaryota; Metazoa; Mollusca; Bivalvia; Myida; Myidae
Product: cytochrome P450 2D27-like
Exons: 7
Coding region: 574-2238 (554 amino acids)
Molecular function (GO): heme binding; iron ion binding; oxidoreductase activity, acting on paired donors, with incorporation or reduction of molecular oxygen
Source: RefSeq, a predicted model, not a curated record
GUCAAAUUAAUAUCCGGAUUCCUUCAAAGAAGUUAAUUGGUAUCAGAAAUAUUUGAAUGACUAAAUUGCACAAAAGCGGACAUACGUAGAAAGAUGAUGAAUACUUAAUAUUUUCAGCACAUGCAGUCACAACCAAAAUAAUUUCAGGAAAAUGGCAUGAAUGAAGUAUGAAAUACAUUAGACGAAACUGGAGAUUGUUUAUACCAAUUAACAGAACUGUUAAAGUGAAAUAUAACAUUUUGAAUUAUCACUGGUUCAUCAACGAAAAUAAUAACCAACAUAUACUUUUUUUAACAAAUGGGAUGUGGAGGACAUUUGUAAACAUAUGUUUAUGACUGAUUGGAGAGUUAAGUGAUUUAAUGUGUUGGAUUUGUUAAGCGUGGAUGGAUAUUUCAUCGACGAAACAUGUAUGACAUAACGAAUCGAGAAGGACGCCCAAGUAUUGGCAGAUGAGUAAACAAUUGUUAAUUAUUUAAAGCUAUUAUUAACGUUGACCAGAAACAAUUGAGUAAUAACUGAUAUUUGAUUGCCAUACAGCACGCAUGCCGUGCUCGCUGUAACUACUCAUAAUCGAUGGAGGAUAUACUUUCAGAGAGAGCGUGGGGAUUUGAGAGUGUCCGGCGCUUUGUUCGCGCAGGCUUACCGUGGUUGAUAAAAUCCAGGUAUUGGAGAGGUAAAGGCGCCACCGGAGAUAGUUUCUUAAAUAUGUUAACAUUAACAGAGGGAUUGCUCGUAUGCACAUGUUCUUCAACGUUUAUAUUUCUUAUAUAUUCGUGCGUUUUGCGCAUGCGUAAAACACGGCUUGUGCCGGGACCCGAGGGAUACUUGUGCUGUGGAAAUAGUUUUCAAAUCCAGGCAGAUCAUAUACACAAGAACUUAAAGGAAUAUCAUGAAAUAUAUGGGAAAAUAGUCAGGUUGAAAAUAUUUGGCACCACUAUCAUAUCGAUAUCUUCACUGGAUCUACUUAAAAGUGCAUUUGAGUACAAUCCGUCAUGCGAAAUUGCCAACGACCGGUCAGCAAACUCGACGUCAGGUGUCUUCUAUGGACGGAAACACAUCGGAAUGGCGGAUCUUCACAGCAUCACUCUGCUACUGAGAGAUUUCCACAGGUCCGUGGCACCGAACAUUUCCGAAACAGGUGGAAACCUUGACUUCCGCUUCCGGACUGAAAUACACAAUUUGUACCUUGAACUCGGCAGUAAAAAUAGAAGUGACACUAAUCCUCAUGACUAUUUGAGGUCAUUUCAUAAAAAUCUAUGUUCUAUAUUGUUGAUCGGGGAGACAUUACCUCGCGGGGAUCCGGACCAUGACGUGCUCUGGGAAUUCAUUGACCACCUGUACGCUCUAAUUGACCCGGCCGUUGACGUUGCUCUCCGCACCUUCCCCUUUCUUCGCCUACUCCCGGGUUACUAUGGCAACCUGUACCGGCAGACGAUCGCUGCGCGCGACCGCGUCGCCAAACGAUUUUUUGAGGACCAGAAGGCGAGUUACCGUCCCGGGGUUGUUAGGGGUUUGGUGGACGUGUGUCUUAUAAACCAGCAGGCAGAGAUAAGCAGGACCGGGACCUCCUGGCUUACGGAUGAACACAUCAAGGGCCUUAUAUACGACACGCUAGCCGCAGGCAUGACGGAGCUGCUCAAGUCGCUGCGACUCUUCCUGUUGCUCAUGUGCCAUCAUCCGGAAGUUCAAGCUCGCAUCCAAAAAGAGGUCGACACUGUCAUAGGUUCCCAAAGGUUUCCGGAAGCCGGUGAUCGGGUGUGGAUGCCUUAUAUCGAGGCGGUGCUGCUGGAGGUGUGGCGGUAUGGCUCCCAGACGCCACUGGCCAUCCCCCACCUCUGUCGAAAGGACGUCGUUCUAGAGGGAUACCUCAUAGAGGCCGGGACUGUGAUUUUCCCGAACUUGUACGCAGUGCACCACGAUGAGGCAGUCUGGGGCGAUCCUUGGAACUUCCGACCCGAACGCUUCCUCGACGCUAAUGGAAAUCUUCUCCCCGCAGAACACGUCUUCAUGCAAAAUGUAAUACCGUUCAGCGUUGGAAAGCGAGCAUGUCCAGGUCAAGAUUUUGCCAGGUCGAGAAUUUUCAUCACCGUUGCCGCUCUAAUUCAGCGCAUGCGCAUCGAACCUCCGGAGGACAGCGAAUUGCCAUCACCAGAUCCAAGGCUAUAUACAAAGAAUUACCCCAUGAAUGAACCUCAGUUUCAAUGUCGAUUUCUAGCUCGUGGAGAUGUAUUUGUCUAAUACAAAUGGUUGUACACAGGUUAAAAAUGAAUAUUAUUUCUUCAUAUGUGCAUACCUUUAUAAUAUUUUAGUGCGGCCUGCUACCGAGCAGUGCAGCGAGCCGCAUUUUCAUGGCUUCGGAAACGGGAGAGCAUGGUUAAGUUGCCAAAAACAAACAAAUAAACUAUUUAAGUGACACAGAAAUACGUUUGCGUACAUCAAUAACAUACUAGCAAAAUUUGAGAAUGUUCAUGCUGUUUGCCUAACAUUUUGUCAAGUGGUAGCGCUGCAGGAGCGUAGGCGUAAGACUUGUUUUGUGUCAAGUGGUAGCGCUGCAGGAGCCUAGGCGUAACACUUGUUUUGAUGUCAGGUAGAAUGCGUUACUCGCAUUGGGACAAACUUACUACUCUACUUCUCGUAAACAGGAAAACAGUGGUGUUAAAUGUGACGUUGAGCUGGGCCCCUGGCGAAAAUCACGCUUAAAUAUUGUUGGUAAUUGGUACAGUCUAAUGUAUUCUAAAGUACAUGUACUUUUUUUACAAAAUCUCCAAGAGAACUUGAAGGUAGUAUAUGUGGUAGUAGAGUUAACGAUUGUUGUUGCCAGCAGUCAUAAAACCUUUUAAAACAAAAUACUGUUAAAAGUGUCGCAAUGGGCUGAAACUGUCUUGUUAAAAGGUGUUUAAUUUGCUUUUAUGAAAUGAUUCUACACUGCGUAUUACCUAGAAUGCAUAUUUAUCAUUCCAUAAUUUAAACGGUGUUUUUGAUGAAAAUAUGCUAUAUAAUCAGAUUAACAUCGAGAACUGGGUCACGAAUAUGCUGAAUUUCCAAAAGCAUCAAUGUUAUACUAUGGAGCGAAGGCGUGUCUACGAAUUUUGGAAGAUAGUUUUGUUACAUCGCAGUGGCAUAUAUUUUAUCGUGUAAAAUUAAGCCACAAUUCCGAAAUACGACGUUACUUGCCUCAACCAUUUUCCUAGCAUAUACACAUCGGAGGAAGUUCGUAGCAUAUACACAUCGGAGGAAGUUCGUAGCAUAUACACAUCGGAGGAAGUUCGUAGCAUAUACACAUCGGAGGAAGUUCGUAGCAUAUACACAUCGGAGGAAGUUCGUAGCAUAUACACAUCGGAGGAAGUUCGUAGCAUAUACACAUCGGAGGAAGUUCGUAGCAUAUACACCUCGGAGGAAGUUCGUAGCAUAUACACAUCGGAGGAAGUUCGUAGCAUAUACACAUCGGAGGAAGUUCGUAGCAUAUACACCUCGGAGGAAGUUCGUAGCAUAUACACCUCGGAGGAAAUUCGUAGCAUAUACACAUCGGAGGAAGUUCGUAGCAUAUACACAUCGGAGGAAGUUCGUUGCAAGCACAAGAAUGAAAAUAAUCAAUCUGGUCUUGAGUACCUUGAGUACGGGGUUUAUAAACAGCCAUAAUAAAUUCAUCGGUGUUGUUACAAACAGACAACGAAGACAUCUUGAUUUAUGAUGGUCUAAUCCCCUUCCUGCUUGCGACUAUAUACUCCUUCAUGUUCUACCCGAGCCCUUCGUAACAAUUCUGAGAGUCUUCGUACCGAUUAAUACCAAAGUUUCUGUGUAACACCAAUUCUUUUACAUAAUUUUCAUGUUUUCCGUCACCUUUUUAAGAACUAUACUGUGAGUUAUUCUUUAUUUGAUAACAGUUCAGCGAUAAUAACACUACAAGUGGAAUUUAUUAAAGUAUCCAUAUCAUUGUACCUUAUUCAUGUUUGCAAGCAUUAUACUUGUAUUUAUGUUUUAAGUUUUUGUAACGAUUUUUCAGUUUUACCAUUUUUGACAGCAAAUAUACGUGUACACGGACAUCCCCCUCCAAGCGUAUAAAAUUAUGUUUUCAGUAAUUGAUUUUUUUCAUUAUAUAUAUAAAUAAAUUCUGAAGGUAGAACGGAUAUUUCACUUUUUUGGUUGUUCUCACCAAAAAAACACAAAAAUCUUGAACAUUUUCCAAUUUUUUUUAUAUAAUUCCUCCAUAAUCGUAUAUUAAUUAAUACUGUUCUCAUGAACAUCAAAGUUUCAACAACUCUUCCCCACAAAAUCUCUGAAUAACACAUUAUCUGAAUAUUCAACCUGUGAUAUUUUGUCGUACACUCGAUGAAAAAAUGGCCUCUACAAAUAUGAAAAGCAGUCGCAUGGUAAUAGUUUUUCAACAUGUUCAUUUCUUUGCUUCUAAUAUUGUUUUUGUAAAAUAAAUAUCAAUAGAUUUAAAAGACGAAGAUUAAUUAGAUAUGCAGACUCUUUGCUCAAAGUUUGCCCGUUAAACGUGGUUGUUUCAAGGGAACAUUUAAUUCUUACCCGUUGAAUAAUACAUAUUACAACCGCACAUUUAAGCUACAGUUUUUAAUUAAUUAAUGUAACACCAUACGGAUUUUUUUUUUGUUUGAGUACUCCUUCAUUUUCUGCCUGAAUCCUGCAUAAGAAAUACUUGUACAACUUUGAGUGACGUUUAACGAAUGAUGUGUCAACAUUUGAUUUACAUCCAUUAAGCCACUAAUUCGCUAAUUAUGUGAGUAAUUGAGAAGUCGCGCAUGCGUACUGGCUAGUAAAAAGGCUUUUGAUAGGCAUUUUUGCACUAAACACAAUGAAAGUUAUCAUUUAUUUUUUAUCUUCUGAAUAAUAAUUUACAAGAUGUACAAAUGGCAUUUACUAGAUAAAACUGGAAAUUGUUAAUAUGAAUAAUUAUUUUUGACAUUUAUUUGAAAUAAAAUUGAAGUCAGAUAU